CUAUUUCUACACCCACACUCAACACGCAAACACAGAACAGAGCAAAAAACCACAGAGAACUCUAUACCCAAAAUCAUCCAACAAUGGCACCAGCAAAAACUCUCACUUACCUGUCUCAGGAGAAGACCCUCGAGUCUAGCUUCGUUAGGGACGAAGACGAGCGCCCAAAAGUUGCUUACAAUCAAUUCAGCAACGAAAUCCCUGUAAUUUCACUCGCUGGAAUCGACGAGGUCGAUGGCCGCAGAGCAGAGAUUUGCAACAAGAUCGUCGAGGCUUGUGAGGAUUGGGGUAUCUUCCAAGUUGUUGAUCAUGGUGUGGACACUAAACUCAUAUCUGAAAUGACCCGUUUGGCCAAAGAGUUCUUCGCUUUGCCCCCAGAAGAGAAGCUUCGCUUUGACAUGUCCGGUGGCAAAAAGGGUGGCUUCAUAGUCUCUAGCCAUCUCCAAGGAGAAGCGGUGCAGGAUUGGAGAGAGAUUGUGACAUAUUUUUCAUACCCAAUUAGAAACAGAGACUAUUCAAGGUGGCCUGAUAAACCUGAAGGGUGGAUAGCUGUGACGGAGCAAUAUAGUGACAAGUUAAUGAGUUUGGCAUGCAAGUUGUUGGAGGUGUUGUCAGAGGCAAUGGGUUUAGAGAAAGAGGCUCUUACGAAAGCAUGCGUUGAUAUGGAUCAGAAGGUUGUGGUGAAUUUCUACCCAAAAUGCCCUCAACCAGAUCUCACACUUGGACUUAAGCGACACACUGAUCCUGGCACCAUCACACUGCUCCUUCAAGACCAGGUCGGUGGACUUCAAGCUACAAGAGAUAAUGGUCAGACAUGGAUAACCGUUCAGCCUGUGGAGGGUGCCUUUGUCGUCAAUCUUGGAGAUCAUGGUCACUUUCUGAGUAAUGGAAGGUUCAAAAAUGCUGAUCACCAAGCAGUGGUGAACUCGAACCAUAGCCGUUUGUCCAUAGCAACGUUCCAAAACCCAGCACCAGAUGCAACAGUGUACCCUUUGAAGGUUAGAGAGGGAGAGAAACCUGUGAUGGAGGAACCAAUCACUUUUGCAGAAAUGUAUAGGAGAAAAAUGAGCAAGGACCUUGAGCUUGCUAGGAUUAAGAAGUUGGCCAAGGAAAAGCAAUUGCAGGAUUUGGAGAAAGCAAAAAUUGAGGCCAAGCCUUUGGAUCAGAUUUUUGCUUAGACUUCUCAGAGUUUAUUGCCCCCUCAACUUUGUGUUUUUUGCAUUUUCUUCAAAAUGGCCAUUAUUAUAAAUCUUUAGCUUUUGUGCUUGUCUUUUCGUUGAAUUAUGGGAACUAUGUCCUAUGUGAAGAGGUAUUGUUCAUUUGCCAGUUUCUCAGGAUCCAGCGAGGUCUCUGUAAACCAUAUAAUCACUACUUAUAAAUAAAUGAAAAUAAGUUGCAUCCCUUAUUGCCUGCAU
This is a messenger RNA of Gastrolobium bilobum, 1415 nucleotides long. Its product is annotated as naringenin,2-oxoglutarate 3-dioxygenase. Bases 84 to 1178 code for a protein of 364 amino acids. The transcript is spliced from 3 exons. The record is from RefSeq and is a predicted model, not a curated record. Lineage: Eukaryota; Viridiplantae; Streptophyta; Magnoliopsida; Fabales; Fabaceae.